GUGUGGCAAUAACUGUGGCAAACAGAAGUUCAGUAAAAGGAAGAAGUUGUAUUAUGCAUAUCAGUCGUGCAUAGAACACGUAUAUGUGGGUGUGUGAGUGGCAGUGCACGUGCACACACAACUGCACGUGUGCAGCUGGCGAGGGUGCAUGUCUCUAACCACAAACCACAGAGCACGCAAACACACAUUUUAAAUAGCUUUAUGUAUUGCACAGGUUUGCCCAGCGUUGUUUCACUCAGUGACACCAUCAUGGGACGCUUCAGGCUGCUGCUUUUGGGUCUCAUCCUAAAUGUUGCUCACUGUGUGGAAAUUUUGGGUGACGAGCAGGUUAUAGAGAUCACAGCCAAUGUCACAGCAAUCCUGGGAGAAGAUGUAUACCUGAGCUGCAGAUAUCUGGGUGAAGGCACCAUUACCAAUGCCCAGUGGAAACGACAGAUUGAUUCCAAAAUUAGAGCUAAGCGAAUAACAGGGUUUGCGAAUGACAAACCAUUUAAACGUGAUGUCGACUUCUCAAUCCCAGACUCUCCUACCAACCUGACAGUAAAGAUGAGAGUGUCCAGUGUGGCUGUAGAGGGAGAAUACACCUGUGAAUUUGCAUCAGAAGAUGCAGCUUUUACAGACAAACUGUUCCUCACUGUAUUAGCCCGGCCAGACAUUCGUGUCCUGGUGAAUUCAGAGACCAUCAAUGGCACUCACUACCAAUUGGUGUCAUGCUCUGCUCUCUGUGGCAGACCAGUUCCUCAGAUCAGCUGGUUGAUUGGCAGUCUUCCUCUAUCCAAUUACCCCUUCACUGCACAGAUGAGCCACAUCAUUCAUCCAAAUGGCACGACCAGCCUGAGCAGCACCCUCCACUUCCCCACUCACCUCCAGGAUGAGGACCAAGUCACCUGUGUGGUCCAUCACCCAACCUUGAGCGAGCCCACUCUCACGACAGUGAGGGUGGACACCUUCGUGAGGCCAAAUGUGAGCAUUCAAGCAGAGAUGAUUCAGCGAGAAGGAAACGAUGUAUGGGUGGUCUCUUGCAUUGCAUCUGGAGGGAGACCUGCCAGUGACAUCUCCUUGGCACUGACCGCUGAUGAAGAGCUGCAGGAAGAGGAAGACGUGGGCUCAGACAUACAUAUAAGAUCAUUUCAUUUCCGAGCAUCAGCGUAUGAGGGACGAAAUGUCACAUGCAUGUUUGACCACCCCAAAUUCACACAAAGGGAAUCAAGAGUUUUAACGCUUCCAUCCUUUUAUUUGACAGCAGGGAAGUUGUUCCACUGGAAACUGGAAAACAGCAGUGUUGAUGUCCGAGCCACUGAAUCCUUAGAGCUGCAGGAAGGACAGAGGGACGCUGUCAUUGACCUCAACAUUACUGGGAAUGUGCCACAUUACACUGUUACUUGCACAAAAGAUGAUGGACCUUUGCCUGAAGGUGUGGAGGUAUUUGGAAGCAACCUUACAGUUCCGGGUCCUGCAGACUCACAGCAUGCUGGCCUUUAUGAAUGUGUCGCCUCCUAUCACCAGCACAAAGCAAUGCUACAAUUUAUCAUCACACUUAAGCCUACACAGCCUGUUCCUCCCACAAUAAGAGUUGCUCUGCACAAUGAAGACGGACAGACAGUAAUUGAGUGCUCAGCAGCUGAUGCUGUUCCUGCAGCCAACGUGUCCUGGCUUCUACCACAGGGUGUGUCUGGAGUCUCUCGGUUCAAUUUCACUUCUCAUAAUGGAAGCCACUCUGUCAGAGGAGUUUUGCUCCUCCUUGCCUGCUCGCCUUGGGAGCUUGCUGUAGAAUGUGUGAUAAAUCACCCUGCUUUUGAGAAGCCGGAGAGCAGAAGUGUAACUCUCUCUCGUUGUGCUCAGCCCAACAUCACUAUGAGUUCCAGCACUGAGUGGAGAGGAGGUGAAGAGUACACGUUGGUGAACUGCUCCGUAGACAGUGCUGCUCCUGCAGCAACCAUAACUUGGCACACUGGAAACAAUGACAGCAGCACCAGUUACCUGAAGGAGACCAGCACGCUGCUUCAGCUCCAUGCUGAGGGUUUGGUAUCUGUCCGUAGCUCUGUGCACUUCUUGUCCUCUUUGUAUUCUGAUCAGAAUUUGACCUGCACAGUGAAGCAUCAAAGUCUAGAGGCCCCUGAGCAGAGAACAGUCCAGAUUUUGCAGCACAGAGCCCCAAUGCUGAGGGUGUUCAUAGUGAGACAACAGGAUUCCCCUCUGUGGCUGGCAGUGUGUGAUUACCAAGGGGAAGCUGGGAGGACAAACCUGACCUGGGUCCUUCACCAGAAUACUAAAGCCCAAAGAUAUCUGCCAUCAGUGUACAAGGGUCACACACAGACAUCCAGGAUAACUUAUCAGUUUCCACUGGCUCUUCAUGAGGGCCACAACCUCAGCUGUGUUCAUCAGUGUGAACAUGGAAUCACAGAAAAGAGGACAAUUCAUAUUCCCAGAUACUAUAUCUCCUCUGUGAGAGUGCUGAACCACACGACUCCUUUGCACAGCCACUAUGGAGGUGAACCCAUCACACACAGACUGACCCUCAAGGAGAAUCAACACAAGCAGAGAAUAAUGCUACAAGUCUACGGCAAUGUCCCAGAGUACAGUCUGAAAUGUCAAAGGAGUGAUGGCUCUUCUGUGCGAAUGGAAGGUGUCACCCUCAUUUUUGAGACGGAGCUGACGGAGCGGGAUGAAGGUCUGUACAUGUGUCAGGCUUCCUUCUAUCACCACACAGCUGCAGUCCACAUUCAAGUGGAGCUCAUGAGCGAGGAGAAACACUUUGUGCUGAUGGCCCUGAUCUGCUUCUCCUCGGCCUCGGCCAUCGCUCUCAUCGCAGUCGUCGUACUCUGGGUUUUCUGCAAAAGCAAAACCGACAGGAAUCACCAUAAGGAUUCUCUGUCGGCCCUGACAGCUCUGAUGCAGGAUCCUGGCUCUCCGGAGGUAAAGAAGCCCACACUGCUAGGUCAGGAAUACGCUCAGCUGACCAACUACUCCAUCGUCAUUGAUCUUAAGUCCACGGUGUGAAAAUUAAAAUCCCACCCAGCUUUACACUGUAAAAAGCCUUUACACGUCAGUUUGUUCCUCAUGCAUCCUCAACAUGUAGACACCUGCAAUAUUAUGUGUAUUCUGAAACGUCAGUAAUUUGCAUGUUCAGAAAUGGCAUUAAUGGUUGUAAAUACUGCACAGCCCUUUAGCACUUUUACACUGUAUUUUCAGUAUUAAAAUCAAUUAUGUUGCAUUUAAUUACUGUAAUAUACUUUGGCUUGGUAUGACUUGAAGUUACAUUUGUACUUUUACAAGUGCUGGUCAAGAAUAAAUUGUCAGCAAUAGUUUGUCCCUAUGCUGUAACAAGGGAACCAUUACAGCGAUCAAACUGUCAACAAAAGCAACCUUCAACCCCCCUGCCCACAUCAAUGCAGGGUUAUACUGCCCGCUGGCAGUAAAGGAUGAUGCGUCUGAAUAAGGUUUUUGCUCAUCAUUUGCACUUUUGUUCCUGCUGUAGUUGCAACAGUUUAUCUGCCUUAUAAUGUAGCAAUUAAAGCCUGUAAACAAUUUCCUCACUGUGUCUCGAAUUACUGGAAGUCAUCACAA
Molecule: messenger RNA, 3567 nt
Organism: Thalassophryne amazonica
Lineage: Eukaryota; Metazoa; Chordata; Actinopteri; Batrachoidiformes; Batrachoididae
Exons: 14
Coding region: 202-3000 (932 amino acids)
Biological process (GO): heterophilic cell-cell adhesion; homophilic cell-cell adhesion
Cellular component (GO): adherens junction
Source: RefSeq, a predicted model, not a curated record